Molecule: messenger RNA, 1647 nt
Organism: Wallemia ichthyophaga EXF-994
Lineage: Eukaryota; Fungi; Basidiomycota; Wallemiomycetes; Wallemiales; Wallemiaceae
Product: putative T-complex protein 1 subunit theta
Exons: 3
Coding region: 1-1647 (548 amino acids)
Biological process (GO): protein folding
Cellular component (GO): chaperonin-containing T-complex
Molecular function (GO): ATP-dependent protein folding chaperone; ATP hydrolysis activity; ATP binding
Source: RefSeq, a predicted model, not a curated record
AUGAGCCUGAAAAUACCAAAAUCACAGGGAAUAGACUUGUUUAAGCCAGGUGGCAAGCAGCUUUCUGGAAUAGAAGAUGCGGUAAUUAGAAAUAUUCAGGCAGUCAAUGAGCUAUCAGAGAUCGUUAGGACUUCAUUUGGACCAAAUGGAAAGAACAAGCUGAUAAUCAACCACCUCGACAGGCUAUUCGUUACAAACGACGCAGCUACGAUUGUCGAGGAAUUGGAAGUUGUUCACCCAGCAGCGAAAUUAAUCGUGAUGGCAUCUCACCAGCAGGAGCAGGAGGUCGGCGAUGGAUCAAACCUGGUACUCAUCUUAGCAGGUGAAUUACUCAAGAAAGCUGAGAAUUUAUUGAUAAUGGGAUUGCAUCCUUCUGAGAUUGUUCAGGGAUACGAGUUGGCUAGAAAUAAAGCACUUGAAUCCCUCUCAGAUCUCUCAAAUGGAAACCUGGCUCUCCCACCCACAAAGCAAUCCUUAGCAACCUCCAUAAAGACUUCCCUUGGCUCGAAACAAUUCGGUAACGAAGACUUCCUCGCUGAUUUGGUCUCAGAUGCUGUCUCAACCGUCAUGCCCAAAGAUUUCUCCCAAUUCAAUAUCGAUAACGUUAGAGUCGUUAAGAUUAUGGGCGGUAACCUCUACGAAUCACGCGUUCUUAGAGGUAUGGUCUUUGGUAGACAGCCAGAAGGCGUUGCACGCAACGCAACCAAAGCAAAGGUCGCCGUUUUCACGUCAGGCAUUGACAUAUCUCAAACCGAGACUAAGGGCACCGUUCUCCUCAAGAACGCUGAUGAAAUGAUGAACUUUACAAGAGGCGAAGAGCAACAAAUUGAAAAGGUCUUGAAGGAAAUCGCUGACUCUGGCGUCAAAGUUGUCGUUGCUGGCUCUCAAGUUGGUGAUCUCGCCUUACACUACUUGAACAGACUUGAUAUCGUCGUUAUCAAGGUUCUCUCCAAAUUUGAGCUCAGAAGACUAUGUAGAGUCGUCGGUGCUACCCCAUUAGCUAGACUUGGCGCUCCUACCGCUGAAGAAGCUGGUUAUGUUGAUGUUUUGGAAACUACUGAAAUCGGUGGGGAUAGAGUUACCGUCUUUAGACAGGACAAUGAUCAACUCACUCGCACUUCAACUAUCGUCUUGCGUGGUGCUACUGCUAAUCACCUCGACGAUAUUGAGAGGGCUAUUGACGAUGGUGUCAACAUUAUCAAAACCUUACUCACUAAGGAUAACAGAUUCAUUGCUGGUGCUGGUGGCUCUGAGAUGGAAUUAUCCAAGAUCAUCGAAGAUUUUGGUGAUAAAACUCCCGGCCUCAACCAACACGCUAUCAAGAAAUUCGCUGAAGCACUCCAGAUUGUUCCAAUCACCUUGUCUGACAACGCAGGUCUCAACUCAACUGAAAUUUUAGCCAAGCUUCUCUCGGCUCACUCAACAGAUAAAGGUAGAGAUUUUGGUAUUGACAUUGAUGCUGUAUCUGAUGAAGGUAUAAUAAACACACUCCAACACGGUAUAAAGGACAGUUUGGCUUCCAAGUGGUGGUCAAUCAAGUAUGCCGUUGAAUCUGCUAUCGCUGUACUUAGAGUGGACAGUAUCAUCAUGUCGAAAGCUGCUGGUUUGGCUCCACCUCAACAACAAGGACACUGGGAUGAUGAUUAG